GGCUAUGUUAAUUAACUGGAAAGCACUAUGUAGGAUAUGUCAAAUCCUAGGCUACAAUAUCUUAGUGUCUUAAGGAAUUUACAUUUUAUUCUCAGUAAAACACUAACAUUUCUUUGAUAAAAUGGGAGACGUCAGUGAGGAGACGCUAUUGAACUACAUUUAUUCUUUAGGUGGCAAAGUUAGAAAUGCAGAUAUAUUGAAAAAAUACAAACCCUUCAUAAGCCAUAACGACUUACAACUGCGCGCCAAAUACAGAGAGGAGUUCAAAGCCAUCAUUGACCGAAUUGCAGUGGUGAAGUCAGAGAAUGGGGAGAAAUACCUGGUUUUGAAGAAGCGCUACCGACAGCAGUUGCAGGACAGAGACAGAAGUGAUCAGACGUUGCCAGCUUGCACAUCUCUCCUAUCUGAGGGAGCUGGGUCAUCACCUAUUCCUCACUCUCAGGACGACCAGCACAGCCUGGCCACAGAUGUGGACGGCAACUGCUCAGAAUCGGAGGAGAGGGAGAAAGGGGGAUCUAGAACAGUAGUCUGGGACGGACCAACUAUUACCAUCACAGAGUCUCUGAGUCGGCUUGCUGAUCAGCAGGAUGUAAAAGCAGACUCUGAUGUUUUGAGUUUGAGAGAGGUCUCCACACUGAGCUCAGAGGACACCCCAGAACCCACUGAUGCAGAAGAUGAGGUUGAGAAAGAGUCUAAGUCAGACCAUGAGUUGAACCAAGAGGAGGAAUGUGCGGGUGACUCUGUGGCGCUGGAUCCUGUAGAGAAGGACUGGCUCUACUCAGCAGCCUGCGCCCAGCUCUCCCACCUGACACAACUGCUGGAGCAGGAGCCUGCACUGGCAAAUAAAAAGGACUUCACAUCUGGGUUUACAGCUCUGCAUUGGGCAGCUAAGCAUGGCAAAGAAGACAUGACCAGAGCUAUGGCUAAUGCCGGAGCUGACAUCAAUUCCAGAGCUCAUGGGGGAUACACACCUCUUCACAUCGCUGCCCUGCAUGGCCAUCGACACGUAAUGGAUUUGCUCGUAGGAACCUAUGGGGCAAAGGACAACCUGCGUGACUACAGUGGACAUUUUGCUUACUAUUACAUCAGCCCCAGAGACCCAGCGGAAGAGGACUCUGAGCUACACGGCCCAGAGUAUCAUGCAGUCCAGGUGAGUGAGCGCAAGAACAGGAAGUUGGCGUCAUUAUUCCACUCAAAGAAGAAGUGGGGUUCAGCAGAAGAGCUCGCCGCUAUUCCUGAAGAGAGGAACACAUCCCAUCAGCUCAUGGUCCCAGCAUUCCGGCCCAGGAAGUUCUCCCGCUAACAAAGCAGCAUCAACUGUCCGCAUCACACAUCAAGACCCCAGCACACAGACUUAUUCUCACACAACAACAGAUAACAAUCGCCCAGGAAGUUCUCCCGCUAACAAAGCAGCAUCAACUGUCCGCAUAACACAUCAAGACCCCAGCACACAGACUUAUUCUCACACAACAACAGAUAACAAUCGCCUCAUACAUACACAGAGAAUGUUUUGUUUUGCUUACACAACACAGAUUUAUUUACCAUUAGUAUACCUGUUACCUUUAAACAUGAAUGCACUUACAAAGCAUUAUGAGUUUGUUGUAUAAGCCCUGCACAACUGUUAUUAUGGAAGCUUGUAUAGAACCACAAAUGUCUUCAUCAAAAGCAUGUGAUAAAUUAACAACAUUUAAAAUGUAAUUUUGGAGGUAAAAAAUGUAUUACACAUUAUGAGACUUCAUAAGGGCUUAUACGAAAACAUUUAUACAUUAUAAGAUUUUUACGUACAGUCAUGGCUAGGUAUUAAUAGUUGGUUAAAUAGUAAAAUUAUCUCAAUCAUUAUUUCAAUUUUCAGCAUAUUUAUUUAAGCAGAUAAAUCCCAUUGAGAUUGAAUUUAUUUUUUUAGAGAAACCGGAGAGAACAUACAAAAUGACAUCAUAAUAAUCUCUUGCAGAUUGUCUAUUACAACACAAAUUGAAUAGCACGUGCCAGCGAGAAAAAUAAAUAAAUAAAUAAAUCGUAAGAAUAUA
Messenger RNA from Alosa sapidissima (American shad), 2027 nucleotides. RefSeq names its product ankyrin repeat domain-containing protein SOWAHA. The transcript is spliced from 13 exons. Bases 122 to 1303 code for a protein of 393 amino acids. Gene Ontology annotation, molecular function: protein binding. Lineage: Eukaryota; Metazoa; Chordata; Actinopteri; Clupeiformes; Clupeidae. The record is from RefSeq and is a predicted model, not a curated record.